GUUGUGUUCAGCUCUCACACAAUGGAUUCUCAAUUCUUUCUCGGGCAACUCCCAGCCGAACUCCUUCUAAUAUGGCACAUUCACCGAGUUCCCGUCAUUCUCUCCGCUGUGUCGUUAGUCGCCAUCGUCCGCUUUGCCAUGUACCUUCAUGGACGACGAGGAAAGAUCUCAGUGUCACCAACCCCUAGAUCACCAACUGAGAAGGCUGUUGUUGAGCUGAAGUCCGAAUGGCUCCCGGAGAAUACCUUGCUUGAUCCGUUGGCAAUCAACAAGGACAGUCAUCCGGAGGAAGCGACAAGUGCAAUUGUAUCUACUGUAAAGGCUAAGAAGGGUCCAAAGAAAGUCAAAGGCAAGAAAUUGCCAAACAAGCUGGCCAAAGCAACCUCAACCUUCAACCACAAGACCGACAAGAUCCAGCCUCUAAUCUUCUUUCAAUCCCUUGCUGGGACUUCUGAGAGGUACACCUCCCAAACAGCCAAGGCUAUCGGUUCCUGGAUAUCUAGCCUCGUGGACUGUGAUGACUCCGCGCCAAUUCUCGAACCUCAAGUUCAUGACGUGUCAUAUAUCGAAUAUGACGACUAUUUCGUCAGUGCACCGAAAACAGAGCCAAACACUCGACACUUCUACCUUAUCCUCAUACCGACCUACAACAUUGAUACUGUGCUCAGUACAUUCCUCCAGAACCUCCAAGAGACUCACAACGACUUUCGAAUUGAUACUGCGCCAUUGGCUGAGCUGUUGGGGUACUCAGUGUUUGGGUUUGGCGACAAAGAGGGGUGGCCGACAGAGGAAGAAGGCUUCUGUAGCCAAGCCAAGGAGGUUGAUAAAUGGAUGGCAAGGCUGACCGGGAGGAAGAGAGCAUGGCCUCUUGGUAUGGGUGAUGUUACAGGAGACGUUGAAGCACGGCUUGGAGAAUGGAUCCAUGGUAUCCAGGAAGCACUAGUAGAUAUUGCUCAAGGCAGAGGGUUGGGGGAGGGCGUUCCUGGAAGUGGCAAUCCAGCGGAAAGCGGCGACGAAGAUAACGACAUCUUGGGUGACAGCGACGUCGAGAAAUUUCAAACUCGCCGCAUCAAAGCAAAGAUGUCUGCCCGGCUCGAUGACGUCGAAGACCUCGGCUCAGUGGUCAACAUUUCCACCUCCACACCCGACGUCCCUAUACCUAUCGACUUUACAACCUACAAACCCAAACCCACGCCUAACCCAGUCCAAGCCCCCAAAGAAAUGGUCCCCAUCACUUCCCCUACCUACAACGCCCUCACAAAACAAGGCUACACGAUAAUCGGCUCUCAUUCCGGUGUGAAAAUCUGUCGAUGGACAAAAUCGGCACUGCGCGGACGGGGCUCUUGCUACAAAUAUUCCUUCUAUGGGAUCCAAUCGCACCUAUGCAUGGAAGCCACGCCAUCCCUCUCCUGUUCCAACAAAUGUGUCUUCUGCUGGCGCCACGGCACAAACCCUGUCGGUACAACAUGGCGCUGGAUCACCGACUCCCCAGAUGUGAUCUUCACCGGUAUCACCGCUGCCCACUACCAGAAAAUCCGGAUGCUGAAAGGCGUGCCCGGGGUACGCGCUGAGCGCUUCGCCGAAGCGAUGUGCAUCCGACAUUGCGCCCUCUCUCUCGUUGGCGAACCCAUCUUCUACCCACACAUCAACGAUCUGAUAACUAUCCUGCAUUCCCACCACAUCUCCACCUUCCUCGUCUGUAACGCCCAACACCCCGCCCAACUCGCAGCUCUGGUACCUGUGACCCAACUAUACGUCUCCAUCGACGCAAGCAACAAAGCCUCCCUCCGCGCCAUCGAUCGGCCCCUCCACCGCGACUUCUGGGAACGGUUUUGUGCUUGUCUAGAUAUUCUCCGCGUCCGGAGAUUUGAGCAACGUACUGUAUUUCGGCUCACCCUCGUCAAGGGAUUCAACAUGGCGGAUGAGGUGAAGGGCUAUGCAGAUCUUAUCCAGCGCGCAUUGCCUGGGUUUGUAGAAGUCAAGGGGGUCACAUAUUGUGGGACCAGCGCUGCUGGAUCUGUGGGGCUGACGAUGCAAAAUGUGCCGUUUUACUCUGAGGUGUCUGAAUUCGUGGCCGCUCUCGUUGAAGAAUUAGUCUCCCGGGACCUUGGAUAUGGUAUUGCAGCCGAGCACGCGCAUUCUUGUUGUGUACUCUUGGCAGACGAAAGCAGGUUUAAACGACAGGGGCGGUGGGCGACGCGUAUUGAUUUCGAACGGUUUUUUGAGUUAUAUGAGGGGAGAGUGCGGGGGACGAGGAUGGAGGACGGAGAGGUGGUGGGUUGGAGACCAGAGGAUUAUGUUGGUGAGGAGACGCCUGAUUGGGCGCUUUGGGGGAAUGGUGGGUUUGACCCAAGGGAUGUUAGGGUUUGGAGGAAAGGGAAGGGGCCGAAGAAGGAGAAGGAGAUGGAGAUGUAG
This is a messenger RNA of Lindgomyces ingoldianus, 2415 nucleotides long. RefSeq lists its product as uncharacterized. The transcript has 2 exons. The record is from RefSeq and is a predicted model, not a curated record. The coding region runs from base 22 to 2415 and encodes 797 amino acids. Gene Ontology annotation, biological process: wybutosine biosynthetic process. NCBI's taxonomy places the organism in Eukaryota, Fungi, Ascomycota, Dothideomycetes, Pleosporales, Lindgomycetaceae. Gene Ontology annotation, molecular function: 4 iron, 4 sulfur cluster binding; FMN binding; catalytic activity.